AAUUGGCUUGUGAUCUUGAACUCUUAUUUUUUUGCUUGGCAGUAUAGACUACGAUUAUUUGCAGAACCAAUAUAUGUUUACAGGAUGUUUGCUUAUUUGAUUUUUAAAGCUACUUGAUAUUUAAGAGAGGUGCAACAUGGAUAAAACAUGGAUGGAUCUUGAGGAUAGGCACACCAAGGGCUAUUUACAAGGGGUGAAUUGUUUCCUAUCUUAUGCAUUUCGAAACUCAGCGAUAGGAAACAAAAUAUUGUGCCCCUGCAGGAAGUGUGUUAAUUCUUUUUGGAGAGAGGGAAGUGAAGUACGUGAACAUUUGAUAUGUGAUGGAAUUCUAAAGGGGUAUAAAAUAUGGAACUUACAUGGAGAAGCUAGCUCCUCUUCUGUCCACCAUGGUAACUUUGAUGGUGCAGAGUUUAGGGAGGACUCUAAUGAAGAAGAUGAUAUUUCUGAUUUCCUUCGAGACUUAGCAUGUGGUCUAGAUGAUAGAGGGGACUUGGAAGACAAUGAUUCAUUUCAGCAGCCUAGUAAGGAACUAAUGGCCAUUCAGAAGUUCGUAGAGGAUAAUAGUCAAGAGUUGUACCCUGGUUGCCAAAAAUACUCCAAGCUGCGUUUUCUAGUUAGAUUACUUCAUAUCAAACUCCUUGGAGGAUGGACUGAUAGAAGUUUUGACUUGCUUCUAGAUCUACUUAAUGAUGCAUUCCCUCAAGGUUCUGCACUACCUAAAACCUUCCAUGAAGCAAAGAAAUUAGUGAAAUCCAUAGGACUUGGGUAUGUUAGUAUUCAUGCAUGUGAAAAUGAUUGCGUUCUCUUUUGGAAGGAGCACGCUGAUUAUAAUUCAUGUCCAACAUGUAAGACUUCACGAUGGAAAUCAGAAAAGAAGUCUCUAGAUGGGAAACGGGUAUAUAAGGUUCCUAAGAAAGUUCUUCGCUAUUUUCCAAUAAAGAAAAGGCUCCAAAGGUUGUUUGUAUGCUCUAAAACUGCAAGUCUUACAAGAUGGCAUGAUAAAGGGCGGACAAAAGAUGGUUUGCUCAGGCAUCCUGCAGAUUCUCCUUUAUGGAAAGAUUUUGACCAUAAAUAUCCGGAGUUUGCUGCAGAUAGCCGCAAUAUUCGACUUGCUUUUGCCACAGAUGGUUUUAAUCCAUUCAGGUCUAUGAAUGUUAGCUAUAGUGUUUGGCCUGGUAUUUUGAUCCCUUAUAACUUUCCACCUUUUAUGUGUAUGAAGCAACCAAAUUUCAUCCUCUCUUUGUUAAUUCCUGGUCGACGUGCUCCUGGCAGUGAUAUGGAUGUCUAUUUUAAACCACUUGUUGAUGAUAUGUUAGAUAUGUUUGUUAAUGGGGUCAGAACUUAUGAUGCUUCGAAGGGUGAAUACUUUCAAUUGCGUGCAGCAAUAUUAUGGACCAUCACCGAUUUCCCAGGUCUAGGCUAUGUCUCAGGGUCUGUCACCUCUGGUGAAGCAGCUUGCCCUGAUUGUCACUCAAAUACAGACUCCAUUCAACUUAGUAAUGGCUGCAAGACUUGUUAUAUGGGACAUCGUAGAUUCUUACCUACAAUACAUCCAUUUCGGUUUGAUGCUAAUGCAUUUGAGGGUACUACCGAGCUUAGGCCUGCACCUACUCCGCUUUCCGGAGAGGAAAUUUUAGAGUGGACAGAAAAUCUGCAUACAGUUUUUGGGAAGGACCCAUCUCAGAAACCAACAAAAAAGCGCAGGCGCAAGGAAUGGGAGCCAUUGGUCAUUUUUAAAAGGAGGUCUAUUUGGUUCAAGCUUCCAUAUUGGAAGGACUUGAUGUUGCGACACAAUUAUGAUGUCAUGCAUAUAGAGAAAAAUGUGUGUGAUAACAUAGUUAAUACACUAAUGGGCAUUGACGAGAAAUCCAAGGAUAAUUUGAAUUCUCGCUUAGACCUUCAAGCUCUAGGUAUUAGAAGGGAUCUUCAUCCUGUUGAAUUAGAAGACAAGUUUUAUUUACCUCCAGCACCAUACUCAUUGAGUCCUGCUCAGAAGAGAUUAUUUUGUGAAAUACUAAAAGGAGUAAAAUUUACUGAUGGUUAUGCAUCUGAUAUACGACACAAUAUUCAUGUUAAGGAAAGAAAGAUAAUCGGGCUGAAGAGUCAUGACAGCCACAUUCUUCUAGAGCACCUACUUCCACUUGCCGUGAGAAGAUUGUUGCCUGAAAAAGUCUGUGCGGCAUUGAUUCGUGUAAGCAAUUUUUUCAAGAAAAUGUACUCUCCUGUUAUUCGAAUAAGUGAUAUGCAAAAGCUAGAAGCUGAAAUUGCUGAAACCUUGAGCCUUCUUGAGAUUAUAUUUCUCCCAUCAUUUUUCGAUAUUAUGGUACACUUAAUGGUUCAUCUUCCUACCCAAGCAAGAAUGGCUGGUCCCGUCCAUUUCCGCAGCAUGUGGGCUAUUGAGAGGUGA
Messenger RNA from Phragmites australis (common reed), 2407 nucleotides. RefSeq lists its product as uncharacterized. The record is from RefSeq and is a predicted model, not a curated record. The coding region runs from base 137 to 2407 and encodes 756 amino acids. NCBI's taxonomy places the organism in Eukaryota, Viridiplantae, Streptophyta, Magnoliopsida, Poales, Poaceae. The transcript is spliced from 2 exons.